Molecule: messenger RNA, 4117 nt
Organism: Hipposideros armiger (great roundleaf bat)
Lineage: Eukaryota; Metazoa; Chordata; Mammalia; Chiroptera; Hipposideridae
Gene: GPC4
Product: glypican 4
Exons: 9
Coding region: 562-2232 (556 amino acids)
Biological process (GO): regulation of neurotransmitter receptor localization to postsynaptic specialization membrane; cell migration; synaptic membrane adhesion
Cellular component (GO): synapse; plasma membrane; extracellular region
Source: RefSeq, a predicted model, not a curated record
UUGCCGAGCGUCGCCGUGCACGCCGGCCAGUCAAUCAGCGGCGGAGGUGAGGAGGGCGCAGCCGCGCGGCCGAGGGCAGAGUGAGCGAGUCGAGAGGAGCCAGGAGAGCGGAGCAGUGCCGGGCAGCCAGAUCCGCGCGCAGUGAGCGCCAGCCGCCGCCGCCCACACCCUCUGCUGCCCCCGCGGCGCCUGCCACCUUCCCCUCCUUUUCCGCGCCCCUGUCCCACCGGUCGGCCAGAUCGCCCCGUUCGCUGCCCUCGCGGAGCCUCGAGGUCACCGGUCAGCGCCUCCGCUCCCUUGGGCCGCGCACCGCCUCUACGCCCUCCUCCUCCUCCUCCCCCGGCCGGGCGCCUGGCACUGGGGACCGUUCCCUGACGCGCGAGGCCCAGCUCCACUUUUCUUCGCCUUGCGUUUCCUCCUCCUGCCGCUCUCCUCCUCCAACUCCUACUUCGACUCCCUCGCCCCGUCGCUCCACUUGCGAGCCCCCGACUCCGCUCCCCUCGGCCCGCGCCCCUUUCCGUCGCAUCCCGAAGGUGGGAGUGCAUCUGUCUGGCCCGCACCAUGGCACGGCUCGGCUUGCUCGCGCUUCUCUGCACUCUGGCCGUGCUCAGCGCCGCGCUGCUGGCUGCAGAGCUCAAGUCGAAAAGUUGCUCGGAAGUGCGACGUCUCUACGUGUCCAAAGGCUUCAACAAGAACGAUGCCCCCACGCAUGAGAUCAACGGUGAUCAUUUGAAGAUCUGCCCUCAGGGUUAUACCUGCUGCUCUCAAGAGAUGGAGGAGAAGUAUAGCCUGCAAAGUAAAGAUGAGUUCAAAAGUGUGAUCAGCGAGCAGUGCAAUCAUUUGCAAGACGUCUUUGCUUCCCGUUACAAGAAGUUUGAUGAAUUCUUCAAAGAACUACUUGAAAAUGCAGAGAAAUCCCUGAAUGACAUGUUUGUGAAGACAUAUGGCCGCUUAUACAUGCAAAAUUCUGAGCUAUUUAAAGAUCUCUUCGAAGAGUUGAAGCGCUACUAUGUGGUAGGAAAUGUGAACCUGGAGGAAAUGCUAAAUGAUUUCUGGGCUCGCCUUCUGGAGCGCAUGUUCCGCCUGGUGAACUCCCAGUACCACUUCACAGAUGAGUAUCUGGAGUGUGUGAGCAAGUACACCGAGGAACUGAAACCCUUUGGAGAUGUCCCUCGGAAACUGAAGCUACAAGUUACUCGUGCAUUUGUGGCAGCCCGCACUUUUGCUCAAGGCUUAGCAGUUGCAAGAGACGUAGUUAGCAAAGUCUCCGUGGUAAAUCCUACGGCCCAGUGUACCCACGCCUUGCUGAAGAUGAUCUACUGCUCCCACUGCCAGGGUCUAGUGACUGUGAAGCCAUGUUACAACUACUGCUCGAACAUCAUGAGAGGCUGUUUGGCCAACCAAGGAGAUCUUGAUUUUGAGUGGAACAAUUUCAUAGAUGCCAUGCUGAUGGUGGCGGAGAGGCUAGAGGGCCCUUUCAACAUCGAGUCGGUCAUGGAUCCCAUCGAUGUGAAGAUUUCUGAUGCUAUUAUGAACAUGCAGGAGAAUAGUGUACAAGUGUCUCAGAAGGCUUUCCAGGGAUGUGGACCCCCCAAGCCCCUCCCAGCUGGCCGAAUUUCCCGUUCCAUCUCUGAAAGUGCCUUCAGUGCUCGCUUCAGGCCAUAUCACCCCGAGGAACGCCCAACCACAGCAGCUGGCACUAGUUUGGACCGACUGGUGACUGAUGUCAAGGAGAAACUGAAACAGGCCAAGAAGUUCUGGUCCUCUCUUCCUAGCAAUGUUUGCAAUGAUGAGAGGAUGGCUGCAGGAAAUGGCAAUGAAGAUGACUGCUGGAAUGGAAAAGGCAAAAGCAGGUACCUGUUUGCAGUGACAGGAAAUGGCUUGGCCAACCAGGUCAGUAAUCCCGAGGUACAGGUUGACACCAGCAAACCCGACAUACUGAUUCUUCGUCAAAUCAUGGCCCUUCGGGUCAUGACCAGUAAAAUGAAGAAUGCUUACAAUGGGAAUGAUGUGGACUUCUUUGAUAUCAGUGAUGAAAACAGUGGAGAAGGAAGUGGAAGUGGAUGUGAGUAUCAGCAUUGCCCUUCGGAGCUUGAGUACAACGCAACUGACCACUCUGGGAAGAAUGCCAACAAUAAAGCCAGCCAUGCUGGUGCCCGUAUUAGGGCACAGCCCUACCUCCUCACUGUCUUCUGCAUCUUGUUCCUGGUUAUGCAGAGAGAGUGGAGAUAAUUCUCAGAGAGAAAGUGUUCAUCAAAAAGUAAAAAGGCACCGGUUAUCACUUUUACACCAACAUCUUAGUGACUUUGCUUUUUAAAUGAAUGGACAACGAUGUACAGUUUUUACUGUGUGGCCACUGGUUUAAAAAAUGCUGACCUUGUUUUUUUCAUUCAGUUUUGCUGGAAGAGGGGACUCGUACAUAAAGUCAGUUCCUGCUUCCCCAGAUCAUGUUAAACGUGGCUAGCAGUGUAGGUACAGAACUGUAGUUAGUUGUGCAUUUGUGAUUUUUCUCACUCUUGGUUUUUUGUUUUGUUUUGUUUUUGUGUUUGUGGGUUUCUUUUCUUCAAUUAUGAUCUCACCUUGUUUCUUACAAGAAAACCAGGGUCCUUUCUUGGCAUGUAACAUGUACGUAUUUCUGAAAUAUUAAAUAGCUGUACAGAAGCAGGUUUUAUUUAUCACGUUAUCUUAUUAAAAGAAAAAGCCCAACAAGCAGUAAAAUUUCCAUUUAUCCCUGUUGUUUUAGUUGCCUUAUCUGGAGAGAAGAGGAGGCGAUUUUGUUUUUUUAUUAUUGAGUUAGGACAGAAUGCGAAGGCACAAGGGGGCUUCUAAGCCACUUGUCAGGGUGUAUUCAAGCAUCAAUACAAGAAGAAUGUUAUAUUUCAUUUAUAGCUGGUGACUGGAAGAGACUGCAGACUACUCAUUUUGGUUGAGUUGAAUUCCAUAAGCUAAGAUCACCUAUAGGUCCAUUUCUUGAUCCCGCUUAAAGUGUAACCCAUUUAGAAGACUCCAGAUACGUUUUCCCUAGAAAGAUAAAAGACCAUUCAGGAUGUCCCAGUUAUCACAUGUUCACACUGAGUUUAGGAGUGGGGUUUUGUUUGUUUGUUUGUUUUGUUUGUUUAGCCACUGUGUGCUGGUCUUUGUGUCCACACUUGACCCUCUUUGAAUUGAUAUCCCAAUGGCAGAAAUAAGCGAUCGACUAUCUUAUUUGGUCCCCCUUGUUACAGUGUUCCAGAUUUCAAACCCAGUCAUACAGAGAGAGCUGUCUGGGGGCUAGCUAGAAUCAGGGUGGGUACAGCCUGGGCUCAGGGAAUAGCAUCCACACUCGAGCAAAGUUUUUGUCUGUGCACUUGUAUUUGCAUUCAUUUUGGGACCCCAGUUUUAUAAAAGAUUCUAAGGUGUCUUAUUUGAGUCUAUUUCUUGCUCAGCCUCCUCUGAUCAGAAAGGCAAAGGACUUGAGGUGGUUCACAGCAGUGUGCUACCCCAUCGGCCAAGAAGCCCACUUAGGGUAGAUCUGGGUGUUCAGAUUUUUUCCAUGUGCUGUGGUUUUUUUUGUUUUGUUUUAUUUUGUCUUUUGGUGGGGGGGAAGAGUGGGAGUAGGUACAGCCGAGAAGACGACAUCUUAGUGGUGACCCUUAGCCAUGUGGGUGACCUGGCAAAGGCCAUAUCUGUUGUCCCAGGCCAAAGACUAACAACUGCCUUAGCCCCUUAGAAACCCUUUCCUUGUGUCCUUACCAAAUGACAGCUUAUAAAACUAUGAGAAUGUAACAAAUCACUUUAAAAGGAGUUCCCGAAAGUCUUCAGAAAAAAUAAAAUUCUGCAAGUCUCUUCCUGCUUUAGACAGCCAUUAAGAUCCCAACCAAUUCUACAGACAUUAAAACCCACACAGAGGUUGUUUGUGUUGUUGUUCAAUCUUCAGUUGUAAGAGUAAUUCUCUAUUUUUAUAUUGAAACAUAAUUACUUGAUAGCUCAGGGUCUACAAUUCAUUCAACUUUUUACACCAAAUUCUGCAGAAUGGUCAAAAUGGCAUAUUGGAGGCUGUUGUAAACAGAGGCUUAAUUUUAUUAGAAGUAGCCAGUUAUUUAUUAAAGCAUGAUGUUAAUAAAAUAGGCAUAUUCUG